Saccharomyces eubayanus is the source of this 1182-nucleotide messenger RNA. RefSeq names its product branched-chain-amino-acid transaminase BAT1 (gene BAT1). NCBI's taxonomy places the organism in Eukaryota, Fungi, Ascomycota, Saccharomycetes, Saccharomycetales, Saccharomycetaceae. The record is from RefSeq and is a predicted model, not a curated record. Gene Ontology annotation, biological process: L-leucine biosynthetic process; L-valine biosynthetic process. Gene Ontology annotation, molecular function: branched-chain-amino-acid:2-oxoglutarate transaminase activity. The transcript has a single exon. Bases 1 to 1182 code for a protein of 393 amino acids. Gene Ontology annotation, cellular component: mitochondrion.
AUGCUACAAAGGAAUUCUUUGAAAUUGGGGAAAUUCUCCAUCAGAACGCUAGCCACUGGUGCCCCAUUGGAUGCCUCUAAAUUGAAAAUUACAAGAAACCCAAAUCCUUCUAAGCCAAGACCAAAUGACGAAUUGGUGUUCGGUCAAACAUUCACAGACCACAUGUUGACCAUUCCAUGGACUGCCAAAGAAGGGUGGGGUGUUCCUCAUAUCAAGCCUUAUGCUAAUUUAUCGCUUGACCCAUCAUCUUGUGUAUUCCACUAUGCAUUUGAACUGUUCGAAGGUUUGAAAGCCUACAGAACCCCACAAAAUACCAUUACCAUGUUCCGUUCUGACAAGAACAUGGUUCGUAUGAACAAAUCCGCAGCUAGAAUCUGUUUACCCACCUUCGACUCUGAGGAAUUGAUUAAGCUUACCGGGAAGUUGAUCGAACAAGAUAAACAUUUAGUUCCUGAAGGGAAUGGUUACUCUUUAUACAUCAGACCAACAAUGAUCGGUACCUCUAAAGGUUUAGGUGUCGGCACUCCUUCCGAAGCUCUUCUUUACGUUAUCACUUCUCCAGUUGGUCCUUAUUACAAGACCGGUUUCAAGGCCGUUCGUCUUGAAGCAACAGACUAUGCCACUAGAGCUUGGCCAGGUGGUGUUGGUGACAAGAAGUUGGGUGCUAACUAUGCUCCAUGUAUCUUACCUCAAUUGCAAGCUGCUAAAAGAGGAUACCAACAAAACCUAUGGUUGUUUGGUCCUGAAAAAAACAUCACUGAAGUCGGUACCAUGAACGUGUUCUUCGUUUUCCUCAACAAAGUCACCGGUAAGAAAGAGUUGGUUACUGCUCCAUUAGACGGUACUAUCUUGGAAGGUGUCACUAGAGAUUCUGUUUUGACUUUGGCUCGUGAGAAACUAGACCCUCAAGAAUGGGACAUCAACGAACGUUAUUACACUAUCACUGAAGUCGCUACUAGAGCCCAACAAGGUGAACUAUUGGAAGCAUUCGGUUCUGGUACUGCUGCCGUUGUCUCACCAAUCAAGGAAAUUGGCUGGAAAGAUCAAGAUAUCAAUGUUCCAUUAUUGCCUGGUGAGCAAUCUGGUGCUUUAACCAAGCAAGUCGCCCAAUGGAUUGCUGAUAUUCAAUACGGUAGAACUAAGCACGGUAACUGGUCGAGAACUGUUGCUGACUUGAACUAA